Heterobilharzia americana is the source of this 1613-nucleotide messenger RNA. NCBI's taxonomy places the organism in Eukaryota, Metazoa, Platyhelminthes, Trematoda, Strigeidida, Schistosomatidae. The record is from the annotation of a GenBank genome assembly.
CAACAACCUCAUCACUCAUUUAAAAACAGUAUUAGAUUUGGAUGGCUGGUUGCUAAACCAUGUCGUCUGUGGCGACAGACCUCAAGCAGACAUUCCAGGUGGUGUUUUAGUUCAGUUAGUUAGGUAUUUAGUCUUGAACUAAUUUCCAAGGGUUAACCCUUUGAAAUUCACAUUUUUCAGUAACAAGAAUAGUAGGUUAGUUGGCCUGUUUUAUUCCUUCCAGAAGAUAUCUCUGUGAAGAUCUAGUUUCUCCUUCAACCCGUUGACAGAAGACGCCUAUACUACUUGCUGAGGUAAAGAGAUCCAGACGUUGACUUCACGAUAAGAGAAACGUGGAUCCUCGCUAAGUUAAUUCGAUCGUGGUUUUUGGAUUUUCUUGUGACGCCCUCGGAGGUAGUCAACUCUAGCAGGGGAGAAAAAGUUGGACAUGUCAGUACCGAAGUCAUUAUUAAGAAUACAAAAUGGCAGUAAAAAAUCACUCCGUUUUUCCAUGUUAUUCCUCAUAGGGUAGAUUGGGAAGACCCUGCCACGAGCGUAGUACCUACCCUUUGACCACGUCCGAAGUCGCAGCAUCCUUUUUCAGGCAUAGACUGGCCUCCUGAAUGCAGUAUUCCAAGUGAGGUCUAACCAUCAAAUUACUUCUUCAGCGUAUGUCCUUUUUGAUGAGUUGUUCAAUAACGCAGAUACUUUUCGCUUGAUGAUUCAGAAUCACAGGACUGUAAAUAUUCGUCUUCUUGGCAGAUUCUCGGCUUUUGAAGCUGACAGUAACCUAGUUGAAAUACUAUCUCCUUUCCUCGGAGAUGCUAUUCCUUGUAUCAUUGUGGAUGUAAAGUAUCUAACUGAUGAUCAGAAACAGUGCUUUUUAAAUCAGUCAGCUCAUGAACGCAUUAUUCAAUUUAUUGGAGAAUUGAAUUUAUCACCAAGCGAUGGAAAACAUUAUAGACUUACAGCAUUUUCAUUCAGUUUCAUGGAUGGUGUAAAUUUGGAAUUGUAUAAAAUUGUAACGAAGAUAACUCGGAAUUACGUUCAACAUUUACCAUUUCCAAACAUUUAAUUUAUUUUGAAGUAUUUGCAGUAUGUAAAUUAUGUAAGUGAUAGAUGGAAUGUGCUUCCUAAGUUUGUGAAUUAUUUCACCUUCGAAGAUGUCGACAGAGAAACAUGGUAUACUAGUAAUUCUCUAUUGUCAAUGAGAGUUUAUAGUUGGAAUAGUUAUUUGUGGUACGUAGUGAUUCGCAAAGCUGACUUAUCUGUGUGCUUAAAAGUGUUAAGGUUUAUUGCGUGAUAAACACGACCACUGGUUAUUUCUUUCUUUAAGUAUUCACAUGCAUAUUAAAUCCAAUCCUACUUCUUCCUGAAAAAACAGGGUUGACUACAUGGCAAUAUGCGAGGUGAUAGUUAACUGAUGUUUCAAAGAUGGAAAUAUCACCAUUUUGGGGAUACUUGGGGAGUAUGCAAUAUAGGCUGACUGGUACUGUGCAAAAGAAUGCGUACGAAUCUGCGACUGAGUGGCAGUCAAUGCCGUGGUGUCCGGUCAUUUCCUAACCGAGUUAUGUUGUUCGGAUUUGCUAGGCUAAAAUGACUUUGCAUGAUGGUCGAAGGUUGAUGAUAAUGAG